Entrophospora candida is the source of this 1258-nucleotide messenger RNA. NCBI's taxonomy places the organism in Eukaryota, Fungi, Glomeromycota, Glomeromycetes, Entrophosporales, Entrophosporaceae. The record is from the annotation of a GenBank genome assembly.
ACUCUCAGUAAUGAGACUAAAGCUAAAGUUGAUAUACUACAAAAUGCAGGAUUGCGUGUAUGUAAUUAUCAAGAAGUUGAAGGAGAUUUAGCUAUAUGUAAUUGGGAUGUUAUUAUUGUUCAGGCUGAGAGUACACACCGUCUUUCCCUUUUUGGGGGUCGUUCUUAUGUAGUUAUUUUAGAUGAAGUAAAUGCUAUUAUGCGUCAAAUGAAUAGUGGAGUUCAUGCGCGUGAAUCGGAAAAUGCUAUGCGAGAUUUGUUGAAGUCAGCUGUUCAUGUUCUAGCCAUGGAUGCUUUUGGAAAUGAAUCGACUUUAAACUUCUUAAGACAAUAUCGAGGUGAAGAUAUACGAGUUUUUGAUAAUAAGUAUCAGCCACAUAAAGGUAAGUCUGUAAAAAUUCUUUAUGAUCCAGACAAAGGAGCAGAGGCUAUACGUAGAGGUCUUAAGAUGCUUGAAGAAGGUAAGCGGGUUGCCUUUUCAGUUACUGCAUGCAAAAAAGCUAGAGCUAUAGCUAUUCAAGCUUCUAAGUUAUUAAAACCAGAUGGCUCCCACGUUUUAUCACGAGUUUAUUUUGGUCAAAUGGAUGGAAAACAGCGUCAAGAAGAUUUUGCUGAUAUCAAUGCUACUUGGAGUGCUCUCGAUUGUGUGGUUUAUACAAGUACUGUGGAAGCUGGUGUUUCCUUUGAGAUUUCCAAUCAUUUUGAUGCAGUUAUAGGAAUAAGCAAUAUUAAUACAGGAGUACAUGCUGAAGCUUUUGCACAAAUGUUUUAUCGAGUACAUGAUUGUCCAUAUCAUAUUAUUUCUCUUUAUAAUAGUAAAAAAACUGGCAUUUUCAAAGAACCAAAUCGUGAUCUCAUUCGCGCUGAACUCUCAGCUUUGAGACCUGGAGAUUUACCAACUGCUAUAAAAGGACAUCGUGAAUGGGACAAAAUUGCUGAUUGUUAUAUUAUUGACUCGUCACCAGCAGUUGAAACUUAUAUUGAGGUUGAAUAUCAGAAACGCUUAUCUGCCAAAUAUUUUCCUGAAAUUCUAUGCAGUCUUAUUGCUAGUACUGGUGCAUCACUUGAAUUAAUUUCAGCAGAAGAUACCGAAAAAGUCAACAGGAAUGUAGUUUCUCAUACUAUUAAGAAUGUUGGAAAAAAAAUUGAAGGUGCAGAUGCAGAAUCAAUUGCCAGUGCUCCAGAUAUUAGUCCUGAUGAAGCUGAGAUUCUUAAACAAAACCUUAUGCGUUCUUUUGCUGAUAACAUGUCUUUACAAC